AUGUGCGACCUAGUCUUUUCUACACCCGCGGACCACUCCGACUUUGCCAUAAAGUGGCCCUGGAGACCAUACAAAGAAAAGUCGGCGCUAGUCAAGAAAAUCGCCAACGUGUACGAGAAGCCUUUGCCAAACGACGACGCUCAGCGGCAAUUUACUGGCUGGCAGAAUGCCAUCUUUUACUCUUUUGACCCCAUCGCUCUGCGCGCUAUUGCUCCCUUUCCACAUGUCGUCAAAUCCAUUGGCGACAAGGCCAAAACUUUUGGCGCUCUUGUAAUUCAUGGAUCAAUUGAUCUCGGCUCAGCAAGCGAUUCGAGUUCCCAACUUUCGAUUGGUUUGUCGCUGUGCAUUCGCAAGUCUCUCGGUAAGCGAGACCAUAAAGCCUGCAUCGUGACCGGGGUCAAGGGACUUGUUGGCUACACACGGAUCAUUUCCCCCCAGCUCUUCUCUGCGGACCUACCAAAACUCGAGUCCGUUCUGCAAAUCGCAGACUGCUACUUCAACAAGAGUUUUCGAAAUUAUCUCCACAAGUGUGUCGCUGACCUCCGCAUGGAGGGAGACAAGAACUGGAACGCGCUCUCUCUGAGCCCCGAUCUCCGCGACCUUUUUGAGAAGGGCAUGGUCGGCUUCGAGCCCGUGUGUGUGGCGGCCCACCGAUCACUUCCUGUCAAGAGAUACUUGGCGACAUUUUCGUUUCAUGUUCUGGAGCGAAGCCAAAUCAAUUGCUACAAGAGGGCCGCGCCUGGCGACGGUUGCCUUGACCAGAUGCUACCCUCUGCAGACAAGGCCGGGAAUGCGACAUCUGCGUGCGACGCCGAUCAUGAGCGGCUCAACGCCUGUCGGCUGAACGACGGCAAAAUGAUUCAGAUUCGGUUUCAAAACAAAUUGAAUGCCCAGAAGAUGCUCUGCCUGCUGGCCCUGCGCUGGGCCGCUGGUUCGAUGUGGUAUCUGGCGGGAGCUGCAGGGGCCAGGCCUGAUGGCUAUGGUUUUGAAAGCGAAAGCGAUACGGACCUCGAUGACAUGGCUUGGAUUGUCAUAGAGUAA
Messenger RNA from Akanthomyces muscarius, 1041 nucleotides. RefSeq lists its product as uncharacterized. Bases 1 to 1041 code for a protein of 346 amino acids. The record is from RefSeq and is a predicted model, not a curated record. The transcript has 3 exons. Lineage: Eukaryota; Fungi; Ascomycota; Sordariomycetes; Hypocreales; Cordycipitaceae.